This is a messenger RNA of Lathyrus oleraceus (garden pea), 447 nucleotides long. RefSeq lists its product as uncharacterized. The coding region runs from base 1 to 447 and encodes 148 amino acids. The transcript is spliced from 2 exons. The record is from RefSeq and is a predicted model, not a curated record. NCBI's taxonomy places the organism in Eukaryota, Viridiplantae, Streptophyta, Magnoliopsida, Fabales, Fabaceae.
AUGGAAGAAGAACUUGAUCAAUUUGCAAAGAACAAUGUCUGGGAUCUUGUACCAAAGCCAAAAGGUACCCACGUUAUUGGAACAAAAUGGGUGUAUAGAAACAAACUAAAUGAAAAGGGAGAAGUGGUCAGAAACAAAGGACGAAUGGUACCACAAGGUUAUAAUCAACAAGAAGGCAUUGACUACAACGAAACAUUUUCUCCUGUCACCAGAGAAGCUGGAGAGAGGUUGCAUGCUUGUCUAGCCAGAGAGGCAGAGGAAAGAGCUCGCAAAGAAGCUGAUGAAAAGGCUAUCUUAGAAGAAGAAGAGAAAGCAAGAGAAGCUUCAGAAAAGGUCUCGGUUGAGGCUGCUGUUGUUGUUGAAGCUGAAGCCAAAGCCAAGGUUGAUGCUGAAGAAGCAGCAUGCAUUGUUGCGGAAGAGUUUCCAAGGCUAAGGAUGCUGCUUUGA